AUGUCCUCAUCUUCCAAUACGGCCGCAGAACUCAACCCACGCACGACCAAGUACGAGUUCUUCGGCCCUAUUGGCGCGUUCGCGGUCAGCUUCGGUGUCCCCGUCACGACCUACGCCCUCUACUUCGGCUGCUCUGAGCAAGCUGGUGGUUGCCACCCGCCCAUCGACACAGAAGCCGUCAUCAACUCCCUUUCAAGCUUGGAAUGGUGGAAGGGCCUUUUUGACAAGGAGGCCUUCGUGGCGUACUUUGCAUGGUAUGCGUUCACCGUCGCGGCGUGGGCCAUCCUCCCCGGAGACUGGGUUAGUGGCGUCCAAAUGCGCAAUGGGCAGACGAAACAGUACAAGAUCAACGGCUUUGCCACAAUGCUCUUGGCCCUUGGUCUCACCGCAGGUGUGAUCUACCGCGACGGCCCUGCGCCCCUGACAUUCAUCUACGACCACUGGAUCGGCCUCCAGACCGCCGCCCUCACCAUGUCCAUCCUCCAGGCGUUCUACGUAUACGCGUCUUCUUACCGCCCGGGUGCCCUCCUCGCGCUCGCAGGGAAUUCCGGCAACUUCCUUUACGACUGGUUCAUCGGUCGCGAGCUCAACCCGUCCAUUGGCUCUUUUGACAUCAAGUCGUUUAACGAAGUUCGCCCUGGUCUAAUCCUCUGGUUCAUCAUCGACAUUGCCAUGGCGUGCGAGCAGGCCGUUCGUCGCGGCGGUACUCUCGCUGACGUCACGGACUCGAUGUGGCUGGUGCUCGCCUUCCAGGGGUGGUAUGUGGCCGACUGCCUGUACAACGAGCCAGCGAUUCUCACCACCAUGGACAUCACAACCGAUGGUUUCGGUUUCAUGCUCUCGGUGGGUGACCUCGCCUGGGUUCCCUUCGUCUAUUCUCUGCAAGCUCGCUACCUCGUCUUCAACCAAGUUGAACUGGGUCCCAUCUACACUGGGCUCAUUUUCACUGCCAACCUGCUUGGCUACUACAUCUUCCGUGGCGCGAAUGGCGAGAAAAACGAUUUCAGGAACGGCCGCAACCCCAAGAACCUGAAGUUCAUGACAACCGAAAGCGGCCGCAAGCUCCUCACUUCUGGCUGGUGGGGACUCUGCCGUCACCCCAAUUACAUGGGUGACUUGAUCAUGGCGUUCUCUUGGUCUCUCCCUACCGGUUUCAGCACACCCAUCACGUACUUUUACGUGGCCUAUUUUUUGGUUCUUCUGAUUCACCGCCAGAUGCGUGACGAUGAGGCAUGCGAGAAAAAAUAUGGAAAGGACUGGCACAAGUACACCCAGCUUGUGCCGUACCGCAUCUUCCCGUACAUCUACUAA
This is a messenger RNA of Epithele typhae, 1311 nucleotides long. Its product is annotated as ERG4/ERG24 ergosterol biosynthesis protein. The transcript has 7 exons. Gene Ontology annotation, cellular component: endoplasmic reticulum membrane. Gene Ontology annotation, molecular function: Delta14-sterol reductase activity. The record is from RefSeq and is a predicted model, not a curated record. Bases 1 to 1311 code for a protein of 436 amino acids. NCBI's taxonomy places the organism in Eukaryota, Fungi, Basidiomycota, Agaricomycetes, Polyporales, Epitheliaceae. Gene Ontology annotation, biological process: ergosterol biosynthetic process.